Cygnus atratus (black swan) is the source of this 4767-nucleotide messenger RNA. RefSeq names its product proline rich and Gla domain 4 (gene PRRG4). Bases 3036 to 3719 code for a protein of 227 amino acids. Gene Ontology annotation, molecular function: calcium ion binding. Gene Ontology annotation, cellular component: extracellular region. The transcript has 6 exons. NCBI's taxonomy places the organism in Eukaryota, Metazoa, Chordata, Aves, Anseriformes, Anatidae. The record is from RefSeq and is a predicted model, not a curated record.
ACACUGCCAUAGGAAAUGUAGGUCAAUUUGUUUUAUUUUUUUAAGAUAGAAAAGUGACUAACUCUCCUCUGAAAGGAGCAAGCAAUAACACCAGUAGAUAUCAGUUUUAUGAGCUAAAUUCAAACAUUCAAACUUUUAAUUCCAAGGAACCUCAUGACCAACACUUAAAAGCCUUCAUUCAUCGUAUCUUCUGGGGGUGAAGCAACAUUCCUAACUGAUAACAAAGUGACAUGUAUAGCAGAAACUUAAGCAUAUUUAAAAUGUACUUAAAAUUCUACUAUAGCAUCAUUAAAAUAGUAAUCUUGAUUUUAAAUAAAGAUUUAACAGAGGCAAGUUUGUCACUCAACAUGAUAUCAUUCUUUAUGUCUUUUAUAAGACCAGCCAACUUAGCUGGGGAAAAAAAAAAAUAAAAAAUUACACUUCUAUAGGAAAGCAGAAGAGACAGCAGGUGAUACCCGAGAAAGUAUUUGUCUUUUCCAAAUAUGAGCUGGUCUGACAUAAUCCUUUCCUACAGCAUACACUGUGUGGAAGAGUUACCCAGCACUCUGAUACAGUUCACUCAAUUGUUGAGAUACUUAUUACUGAAUGCAGUAGUUUAAAUAACACUUUGAUGUUAGCUGCACUGAAACAAUGAUUAAAAUCUAAGUUAUGUCAGAUUAGCUUGAGUAAAAAGGAAUUACUUCUAAAUCAAGAUAGAGUUACCUAAAUUUCUACCCAGGUACAAACAUGAGAACUUGAAACAUAAUUUUGUAUAACAGACAAAUGUACAGCAUGCGAUGCAGGAAAUGAAAUAAAGCAGCGCAAAGAACCAAACAGAUGCACACACUUCCAAAGUCCACAAGAGGGGGUCAUUCAAUUGCACAAUCAUGUAACUUCCCUUAUGUUUAAAAGUUCUAUCCACAGCGUAUCAUAUUAUAAACGAUUGAUAAACACCACAUGAGAUACUGGGCAAUAGCUACAAGGAAUUUAAUAUUUGAGAACUUAGGGUAGGCUGUAUUUGCAUACUGGAGUGAGAAAAAGGGUGUUACUUUUCCUGACUCUAUGCUAAACAACCAAAAAACAUCCUUGAUAGCACAGUCUGAAUGGGACACAGCUAGCAAGGAGCUAGAUGCAUUCGUGUCCCAAAAUACUCCAAACAGAAAUCAGUCAAGAAUAUUAUACUUACCUAUACUGAAACAGAUACACUGCUACUCAUUUGCAGCCAAGUAAUUAAUAUAUGCAGAAACAGCUUAGAUUGAUAUCACACUCUUCUUGGGAGGCGUGCAGCGUAUUUUACUUAUGCUCAAACACACCACGGAGUUGUUGUGUAUUAAUGCCUCUGUGCUGCAGCCGUCCAUGGGUAUUUUGCCGGUUGGCAGGCUCACAGAGACCCUCACGUAGGAGCUUGGGCUGAGAGCUGAGCAGCAACGCACAGGAAGAAGCCACAAAGUCCUUUAUAAAGUAAUGGGCGUUUGUCCUGUUUUCCAACAGGUAGCCACCAGGUAGUGUCAUCUUCCGUCUUAGCAUUAUCUGGACAAUAAACAAUCUAUACUGUUCUUUCCUGGUACAAUGCAGUUCUCUUUGUCCUCAGUUGCGUUGUAAGUAAAUACACAAUUGUACUACAGAGCUUCCUAUUGAGAUCUCCAGCAGCUAAAAAGCAUUAGAGCAACCAGUUUAAGUUACACACUCAUCAAGUAUCUCUUAACUGCAGUGUUGAUGUCACAAAGUAAAUAUUUAGCCACAGUCAUCAUUCCUCCAAAGAGUUUUCCUUAUUCCACACUUUACAAGUUUCUGUUUUUCUCCCGCAAGUAUCUGAUCACUUCCACCGGCAUUAUCCUGUGCUGUUUGUGUACUCUCCCCUGCUUCUGUAUACACAAACCACUCCAGCACUUAAAUAAAUAACGCAAUCCAGUGACUACAGGAAAAGCGCUAGCACAAGCACAAAUCAUGCUCAGUCCCUGAAUUUCCUGCUAGCAAAAUUGUUCCAUUCCCAUAUCCCAAAAGUUACUUUGGCAUGCAAUUUAUUACUGAACAUAGUUGCCAUAUACAAUAUUACCAGAGCACUUUCUUAAAUGCCUUCUCACCUUACCCUUGGUGGCUUUUCAAGUACCGCUUCUUGUCCUUGCUAAACACCACAAACUGUUUGAGAAAAUGUUCUUAGAGCGAACUCAAAGCACUCCCUUGGAGAAGCCCGAUAGCCACAACCAGGUCAGUCUGCACCUCGCCUCCGUGCCAGGCUGCUCCUUGGGCCGGGAAGGAGGGCGGAGGAGGGCCCUGGGAGCAGGUGUGUGCUGCCUGCCUCUCGCAAGCCAUGGAGAACCCAUCAUGGAGCAACCCAACAUGGAGCAAUGCGUCCGCUUCACAGGUGGGAAGGAGUUACCUUCACGAGUGUGAGGGGAAAAAAAGGGGGGCUGAGGGGGCAGGCAGAAAAUUUAAGCUGGUUCUUUUUCCCUACCUGGUCAGAAAGACCUAAUUAAGAUGAAAAUGCUGUAGCCUGCUGUUCAAGAAGUUGCUGCUUGUGGCUGAGCAACAAGUUUUGGGGUGCGCUGCCACCCGGGCACCCUUCUCACCUCACAGCUUGCUCUAAGCUGGUACCCCGCUGUUAAAGCGGGUUUUUUCUCGGGGCAGUGAGGAGCCAAACACAGUUUUCAGCAUUUUCAUCAACCCAGCAGGGAGAACUUCUCCCCAACCCUGGUUUCAACAGUAAAAAGCGUUCAAAGUGACGACGGGAUUUCUCUGGGUCAAUCGCUAACCAGGAGCGGCGGACGAAGUUACUCGUACCUUGUCCUCACGGGGGGUCAGGUCAGCCGAGGGGACGGCCAGAGCCCCCGAAGCGAAGCCCCCCCAGCCAGGCACAGCGGGGCACAGCCGCCCCACGCCCCUUCCCUCAGGGCGUUCCCUUCCCGCCCCGGGCCCGGUCCCCGCAGGGCGGCGGCUCAGGUGCGGCCCUGCCCCUCGGCCGCGCCCUUUCCAGGAAGCGAUCGCUGCGGGGCGGCGAGGCGGCGGCUCCGGCAGACGCCGUCCCGCCGGAGCCUCGGCAGGGCAGAUCCCCCGCCAUGUUUGUGGCCUUGGUACUGCUGUGCCAACUCCACCCGAUGAUGUUUGCGUUUCCGCACUGCGCAGAGAAAUUAAAUGACCUGAAGCACCUGGAAUCGAAAGAUGUGUUCACAUCAGCAAAGGAGGCCAAUUUAUUCAUUGGACGACAUCUUCUGAACAACAGACUUGACUUUGAAGCAUUCACACCGGAUAACCUGGAAAGAGAAUGCUUUGAAGAGCUGUGCAGCUAUGAAGAAGCCAGAGAAGUAUUUGAAGACCCUGAUAAAACGAUGGAUUUCUGGAAAGACUAUUCAACUAAAGGCCCUAAAAUAAAAACAGGUAAUGACACACCACAAAAGAUUAACGUUACAGGACUUCUCAUCAGUCUAGUUGUUGCUGGAGUAAUGUUAGUCAUAAUUGGACUGCUUAUCUUCUACUGCUGCAAAAGUAGAUGCAAAUCAAGGCAACCACCAGGGUACUUGGAUUAUGUAAGGAGUAGAAGACGUAAUUCUACCAGCAUCUUCAGAAGGCAUGAAGAAUUUUCUUUAAAUCCACUUCCUCUCAGAACUGAUGAUUCAGGACUACCAACUUAUGAGCAAGCAGUUACUUCAGAUGGACAGCAUGAUGUACCACCACCUCCUUACCCAGGGCCCCAAAAAGGGGCACGGGUGUUUAAAAAGUCCAUGUCACUCCCUGCCCCUUAGCUACAACCCUCCUUCUGGAGAGAGGGGGUAUUACUGAAGCAUAACAUACUUUUUUAAAGUGCGCUACCUUGCAUAUUGCAAGACAGUUUCCAAAAAUGUGAAAGAACUUUAGCGUAACUAGGAGCAAGUGAAAAUCCCAUUUGGGAGAAGUGAUCUGUUGCAAAGACUGCAGGACAACUCUUUGCAUGAGGUUAUUGCGCUAAGAUGAGGGAAUGUGUCAGGAUUAAGUCUUGUACUGUUACACUCUUCCACAUGCACUUUGAGCCAUCCCAUCAUACUAUUGAUGUUUCAUUAAUAGUUUCACCUUGUUUCUUUAGAAGGAACAGUAUUUUAAUUGGUUUUAUAGACACUAACCAUUUUUGUGACUUGAUGCUUUCAAUCACUAAGAAAUCUACUUUAUUGUUUGAUGUAUUCACUUUACUGCUGUGUAAUUUUCUAUUCAUUCUAGUAAUAGAUUUGAGUAUGAACAUUAUUUCAUGAGUUGAUCAAGUGUAAAUAUGUUACUGCUUCUGGAAUACAUCGGUUUGUUUUAGAUACUGCUGGUUAACACUACUUAAUUUUACGUAUUUUUGUGAUUACUUUGGAUGAAGAGGAACCAUUAAUUGCAUGACACAUUACCUGCUCAGACAAAGUAUACUUUAAUCAAAAGGUUUUUUGAUACUCCAACAUGGUAUUUGGUGUACUACCACUCUUUUUGGGGGGGAUGCUAAGCAAAUAGCUAGAGAUUUGUCCCUUGUUAAAAUUAUGGUUAGGAUACUUUGUCUGGAAAGUACACAGGUUCCAUGGAUAAUGUUCCCCUUGCAGUCUAAGUAUAUAAAUCGGGGAAGAAGAGACAUUUUGUCUCUGGAAUAAUAUGCCAAACUACUCCAGGCUUUUCUCUAGAUUUUUCCUGGGACACAAACAUACUAGUUAAAUGGGACUGACAGCAGCACUUUCAAGGAGAGGGAUUUCACAGGGCUUGUAAAAGUUCAGAUUCUGUACUGCUUUAUGUAAUGAUGUAUGCAGCUGGCAAGAUCACAAAUAAACUACAGAAAUUGUACUGAAACCU